AUGGAGCAGCACCUCGUAGCAGCUCUCGAGCGCACACUCUCACCUGAUGCCUCUAUUCGCACUCAGGCAGAGACUGGCCUGCUUCAGGCACACGCGGACGCUUCCUGCGGUCUCGCCCUAUGUCACAUCGUUCUGAACACUCAGGCGCCCCUGCCAUUGCGUCAAUCGGCGGCAGUCUCGCUUCGUAAAUGGAUCAGAGAGAGAUGGUCACCGCUUGCCGAGACCUUCAUAGGCUUUCCACCCGAGGGUCACCCCGUCCAGAGCGAGAACAAGGGAGGCGUCCGGCAGGCUCUCCUCCAGAUCCUCGCGCUGCCUGGACAGGGUGAGCGCAAGCUACGAGUGGCAGCAGCAGCAUGUCUCUCCUUGGUCUGCUCUUCAGACUGGCCCGACGAGUUCCCAGAACUGCUUCCCAGUGUCCAUCAAAUGCUGCAGCCAACCGAUAUUGUCAGUCCGGAAGACAGAGAUCGCGUGCACGGUGCCCUUGCCUUCUUGAGCGAGUUCUGGUCUUCAGAGAUGGACGAAAGACAGAUCUUGGGCGGAGCCAAGGACAUGCUGCCAACAAUAGAGGCCCUCCUUGCAGAUACACAGGCCUACCCCGCGUCCCUUCGCUGUCGCUGCGUCCUCAUCUUCCGUCAGCUGCUGUCAUCCCUCUUCAUGGUUCGAGAAGUGUAUCCAGAGGCUUCGAAGCAGAUUGCCAAUGAUGUACUGCCGCGGUGGACCCACGCUCUGCAGGGAAUGUCUGGCAUAGACAUGUUGGCAGCAAAAUUGGGCAGCGCGGACCUGAGUGCGGAAGAGAAGCAUGGAGAGGUGUGCUUGGUCAACGAGAUCUGGCGGACGCUGAAGAUUGCGUCACACUUCCGGCCCCAGCUCAAAGCCAAGAUACCGGAGCUCUUGACUUCGGCCAUUCACCUCUUGCGCCAGCUCGAAGAUCCUUUCUCGGCAUACUACCUAGACACUGAUGCAGAGCCACCGUUUGCAGUCGCAGAAGGUGACUCGGACAUCGAGACGACUUUGCCAAACCUCCUCUGCAGCGUGAUAGACUUCAUCGCCGAGGCUUCGCGAGGAGACCGAGGUCGAGCAAUCUUUGUGUCCGGGAGUGAUCAGCCUUCGGAUGCCAUGUCUGCCCUUGUGACAGUUCUGGUCUCAUACGCUCGGAUAACAUCCGAGGAGGAAGAGGACUGGACUUCGGAUGCCAAUGCCUUCGUAGCUGCAAGCGAAAAGGACGCCAUUGAGUAUGGCCUGCGGGUCGCAGCAGCCGACCUUUGUCAAGAUCUCCUAGAAGCUUAUCCGAAAGCGGCCUCCCGAAGUCUGGGGGCGGCAGUCACAUCGUCGACAAAUAGUGGGAAGGGAUGGAAGAGCGUGGAAGCAGCGCUAGCCGUGCUGGGCGGUGUAGCAGAAGAGGUCACUGAACUCGUACGCAGCGAUAGCAGGCUAACGUCGGAUGGCCUAGACCUUCAGGACAUCUUUCAGCGAGCGGUAUCACCUUCCGUACAAGGGCAGGUACCGGCGCUGCUGACAGGCCGAGCAUACAUCUUCGCUUCACAGUUCGCUGCAACCUUGCCAGCCGAGUUGGCUGAGCAAUUUGUGGAGGCAUCCGUCCAAGCUCUGGAAGCUGAGACACUCGGAGGCGAGGAGGAGACACUCAUCGUCAAACUGAGCGCCGUGAGGUGUAUCAAGAACUUUUACCGCCAGCUGUCAUCCGCUUUGCUGUCCCCCUUCACUGGUCGCAUCAUUGCCAGGCUGGGACCUCUGCUUAUGCAAGCGAAUGGCGACACUCUCAUCUUAAUCCUGGAGACAAUUCAAUGCAUAGUCGGCGAACAAGAAGGAGGCGAGGCCUCUGUCCAUGACAUUGCAACCGAGACUUAUGCACAGAUCGCGAGUGCUGUGUUGACUAUCUGGAAGAACAACGUCAAGGACUUCAUUCUGCUCUCCGUGGUGUCAGAUCUGCUUGAAAGCUUGGCCUCACAGAAAGCACCUCGAGCAGCUUCUGCCGUCCUCAAUGCUUCACAGCCUCUUCUGGUAUCAGCACUGCAGACGGCAAUGCAGCCGGUCAGCGACGAAGACGCUGACCUGCUGGAGCCAGCAGUGACGCUCAUUGACCAUCUGUUGAUGGGAGCCUCUGCAGCCACGCUCCAGGAGACUGGCAGUGUCAGCCACUUUGUUGGCCCUCUUUGCAGCGCAGUUCAAGGUACAGAGGACCGCGAUGUACUGCAGAGCGGCAUUUCUGCGCUGACGCUGCUGGUUCGCAAAAGCCCAGCGGAGGUAGUUGCGUGGAGGGCAAAUGAUGGAUCAGCCGGGAACACUGCCAUUGAUCAUUUCACAGCCAUCAUCUCUCGAGUCCUUCUCCUCGAAGAAGAGUCUGCUGGCCUCAAAGUGGGAGAUUUGAUCGUCGUCCUCCUGCGCAAGGUGCCGCAGGAGAUGUUGCCGAUCCUGCCCGGCCUCCUCGACGGCAUGGUCAGACGCUUGAGUAAAGUCAAGACUGCAUCUUUUGCUCAGAGUCUGAUCGUGCCAUUCGCCUUUCUGAUGAAGGACCAGUGUCAGGUCGUAGUCCAGCUGCUCAAGGGAAUCAAUGUCGCAGUCGAAGACGAGGAAGGCAACAGCCAAGGGCAAGCCACUGGUCUGGCAGUACUGGGAAAGAAGUGGAUGGACAAUGCGGAGACACUUCAGGGGUACUGGGCCCAGAAGACUAGCACAAUCGCGCUGGCGAAGCUACUGGAGACCUCGGACGAGUCACUGGCUACGAUUUCAGUCAAAGGCGAUCUCAUUCCAGACACGUCCAACACAAUCCGCACGCGGUCCAGAGCGAAGUUGAAUCCCCAUCGAUACACUUCCAUUCCUCUCUCUGCCAAGAUCUUGAAGAUUCUCAUCGCAGAGUACGAUACAGCCGGGGACGGACCGCCUUCCAGACUGCUGCCAGGAGGCCUCACUCAGGAUGAUGAAGAUCUAGAGGAGGAAGACGGAGACGAUGACUGGGAUGACGAUGAGCCAGAGACGGGCAAGAAGCACAUUACAGAGGAUCGCUUUCUAAGCAGUCUGCUGAACGCAGACAUGGACGACCUCAAUGCUCUAGCGGCACAAGGCGAUGCCGACUUGGGCCUUGAUGAUGAUGCAGAAGGUGGCCUGGAGACGGACGAGGUUUGGCAAAUGGACCUCAAGGUGAGACUGGUGUGA
Molecule: messenger RNA, 3171 nt
Organism: Microstroma glucosiphilum
Lineage: Eukaryota; Fungi; Basidiomycota; Exobasidiomycetes; Microstromatales; Microstromataceae
Product: ARM repeat-containing protein
Exons: 5
Coding region: 1-3171 (1056 amino acids)
Biological process (GO): protein import into nucleus
Cellular component (GO): nuclear envelope; cytosol
Molecular function (GO): small GTPase binding
Source: RefSeq, a predicted model, not a curated record